AUGCACCCUACCAAGGGACCUAGCCCUAAUGGCAUGUUUGCUGUAUUUUUCCAGUCAUACUGGCACACUGUGGGAGAUUCCAUUACAGCUGUAGUGUUGGCUUCUCUCAAUAAUGGUUUAAUAGCCUUACUUAGGGAUGCUGGGGCAAAGAGAAAUAUGAUAGGAGUGAGAGUUUGUAAAGGGGCUCCAAUGGUUACACACCUCCCAUUUGCUGAUGAUAGCAUAUUUUUCUGUCGUGCUGAUGUUGAUACAACCAAAUUUAUUCCAGAUUUGUUUGAAAAAUAUGAAAUGGCUUCUGGGCAAAAUGUUAACAAAGGGAAAACAACCAUGCCUGUUUUAGAUGGCAGAAAUGGGAAAAUUGUUGAUGAAGAACAAUCUGUGGACAAUUUAAUUGAUGCUACUACUAAAACAUGGAAUGCACAGUUGGUUAGAGCUCUCUUUAAUCCAAAUACAGCAGUGGAGAUCCUCAGGAUUCGAUUGUUACCAACUCAGGGUUUGGAUAGAUGGAUUUGGUAUAAGGAAGCAAAUGACAUAUUUUCUAUCAAGAGUGCUUAUAAGCAGAUUCAGAAUUCAGUGGCCAAAGGUGAUGGAGAAACAUCUUUGCAAAUGCAAAAUAGAAAUUUUUGGAUGAGGAUAUGGCACAUGCAGGUUCCUAGGAAGAUUAAGAAUUUUGCAUGGCAGGCUUGCAAGGAUAUAUUGCCUAGUCUCACUAAUCUCAGGAGGAAAAAGAUUGUUGUGGAGACUCAAUGUGGUUUCUACCAUGUCUACGAGGAAGAUAUUAGCCAUGCUAUGCUCACUUGUUCUUCUAACUAUAGUUUGUGGCAAAAAUUUCUUCCAAUGUUACAAAAUUUUCAAUCCUCUUUGACUUUUAUUGAUACUAAUCAGUUGCAGAUGGGAAAUAACUUGAUACAACUUGUCCAAGCUACUGAACAUGCUUUAUCAAUUUGCAAAACUUUCAAUGAUGUGCAAACAACAACAACAAAGGAUUUGCUUAAGGUUUCUAAAUGGCAAGCUCCACCAGAUUGGUAUCUCAAAAUAAAUGUAAAUGGUACAAUUUUUGCUGACUUGAGGAAAGCUGGAGUUGGGAUAGUCCUAUGGGAUAUGAGUGGAAGAAUUGUGAUGGCUACAAGCAAGAAUGAAGAGGAAGUGGAUGAGGCAGCCAUUAUUAAAUCCAUUGUUGUAUUGAGAGGACUUCAGCUAUGCCUCCCACUUGGUAUUUCGAAUUUAGUCAUUGAAUUUGAUUGUCUUAAUGUGGUUGAUGAGCUUCAGUCAACAGAAGAGUCAUUUGCAAGUGCUCUG
This is a messenger RNA of Juglans regia (Persian walnut), 1299 nucleotides long. RefSeq lists its product as uncharacterized. The transcript has 4 exons. The annotation marks the transcript as partial. Gene Ontology annotation, molecular function: RNA-DNA hybrid ribonuclease activity; nucleic acid binding. The record is from RefSeq and is a predicted model, not a curated record. Lineage: Eukaryota; Viridiplantae; Streptophyta; Magnoliopsida; Fagales; Juglandaceae.